Penicillium coprophilum is the source of this 1197-nucleotide messenger RNA. RefSeq names its product SDR family oxidoreductase. The transcript has 2 exons. The record is from RefSeq and is a predicted model, not a curated record. Lineage: Eukaryota; Fungi; Ascomycota; Eurotiomycetes; Eurotiales; Aspergillaceae. The coding region runs from base 1 to 1197 and encodes 398 amino acids.
AUGCCUUCAGCUAUUGUCACUGGUGCUACCGGAAUUACCGGGAGUGCGAUCGUGCAUCACCUUCUCAAAGAUGGAUCUUACGACAAGAUUUACUCGUUCUCUCGCAGGAACCCUGGGUAUCAAGACCCAAGAAUCCAGCAUGUUACCCUUGACCUUCAAAGCUCAGCACAAGAUAUGUGCAAAGCCUUGCAAGGCGUUUCCGCCGAGUACAUAUUUUUCUGUGCCUACUUGGCUUCAGACGACCAAGAAGAGCUGUCGCGGGUGAAUGAAGCGUUGCUUCUCAAUUUCCUCGAAGCCCUUGAGCUCAAUGGGGCUGCGAGCAAGAUUCAACGCUUUGUUCUCACCUGCGGAUUUAAGCAGUAUGGCGUGCACAUUGGACCCGGAAAGCAGCCUCUACUUGAAGAUGACCCUCUCCUGGAGAAUGAUGCGGGGGGAGUUUCCUGGCCGCCAAUUUUCUACUAUCCUCAACAGCGGGUCCUGGCCAAUGCGGCCAAGAAAGGCGGCUGGGAAUGGGUUGCUACACUACCAGAGGACGUUCUUGGAUAUGCCCGAGGCAACUUUAUGAAUGAAGCAACGGCCCUUGGGCUUUAUUGUGCUAUUAGUAAAGUUCUCCCUGGCUCGGAGCUGCCGUUUGUUGGGUGCAGGGCGAACUAUUUCGCAUUCAAUUGUUGGACAACAGCGAAUCUCCACGCCAAGUUUUGCCUUUGGGCAGCCCGUGCGCCGGGUGCAGGAAAUCAGAUCUUCAAUGUCAUGAACGGCGAUACAGAGUCCUUCCAGAACUUGUGGCCGCGUAUGGCUGCUCGGUUCGGAUGUCACAUUCCUGACCCCAUGUUUCCCAACGGUGGUAUUCCCGAUACCAAGGGAUUCAAGAACUAUGAGUCAUCCACAAUUCGACUCGAGAACAAGCCUCCUCUCAAGGCUUCUGCCUCGGCACUAGGUCUGUCUACAGAUCCAGCUGCUGAGAGCUCUCCUAUUCUGUUCUUGCAGGUUGAUCCGGAGAAGUGGGCAAAACGAGAGGAUGUCAACAAGGCAUGGACUCAGCUUCGGGAAAAGUAUAGCCUUGACCAACAGGCAUGGGAGAAAGCAACUUGGGACUUUUUGACUAUGACACUGGGUAGAGAUUGGAGCUGUGUGGGGAGUAUGAGUAAGGCAAAGAAGGAAAUUGGGCUGGACUGGGUAUGCCGACACUUGGGAUGA